This is a messenger RNA of Coccinella septempunctata (seven-spotted ladybird), 1364 nucleotides long. RefSeq lists its product as uncharacterized. The transcript is spliced from 4 exons. NCBI's taxonomy places the organism in Eukaryota, Metazoa, Arthropoda, Insecta, Coleoptera, Coccinellidae. Bases 83 to 1294 code for a protein of 403 amino acids. The record is from RefSeq and is a predicted model, not a curated record.
AGCCAUCGAGGAUUGGUUUUACAAUAAACGAUCGCAAAUAGACAAGUGCAUCUUCAAAUCCAUAAUAUUCCUUUUUCCUAGAAUGGCCUUACGCUACUCCAAGCCCAAAUACAUAGCGUGGAGUAACGACAUACUUAAAACUAUGAUGAAUUAUCCCUCAAAGUCAGAUAUAUUGACAUUUUGUCAGAUACAGUUAGCUUGGAUUCUAAAAAUGGGUCAUCACCUGCUGAAGAUAGAGGCUAUAAGGUUCUGGAUAAAUGAGGUCAAGUUUCAUAGAGGGUUGAGGGAUGCAUUAAUCUCUUGUCGGGCUGAGAGGAUUCUCUUGAAUUUGAUAGUGGAAGACUCCGAUAAGAAAAUCGGAAGAAUGGCUUCCAAGUUCCUACAAAAAGUUGCCAACAAGGAUCUAUCCAGGCAGAUCGCGGGAAUGCUUCCUUUCGUUUCGAGGGAACCGAACGUUUUCAGUUGCUUCAUUCUAACGAGACCCGGUGUCCCAGAAAGGAUGGAGGAGAAGAUGCUCCUUCUGGAACUGCUGUCGGUGAUGAUACCUUCUUUGGCCGAGGAUUAUGUGCUGAGGGCAGCAUGCAUGUACACGAACGAUCUCCUAGAAAAUAUGAGGAAGGAGCCGAAAUGUCUGAAAGCGUUCAGUAAAUAUACAUCUACCAUCGAGUUCCUGCUCUACGCUACCUACAGAACUGAAGAGGACGUUUCGAAGGAGAUACUCUUCCUCUUCAGGAAUUUGGCCAGUAUUCAGGUGAAGUACCAUUUCGAACUGGAGGCCACUGUGGAAACAGACCCAAUGCUCUUGCUCAAAGGUUCCACCAGACAAAUCAACAGAGUCCUGACAAUAUUUCCCAUCAUACUUAGCGCAAAAGUGGACCCCCUGCUCAAGUUCAAGGACGACACGAAGCUCAAUCUUUUCUACCAGAUUUUGGACUUCGUCGAUGACGUCGACAAGCAAGAGAACGCCCUGAAAUGCCUGCAUCUGCUGAUCAAGAAUUACGAUUGGUUGUCGUUCAGUGGCGCCAUAGGAACUUUUGUGAAAAUUUGGUGUUGCGAAAAGUUGAAUCUCGAUCGAUCUCGUCUUUUUAUCGCUCUCAUCGUCCUGUGGUUGAGGAAGUUGAUGAAGCAGCCGAGACAUCUGCAUCCGAUGGUACCUAUUUCGGAGAUUCAGAAUUUUUUCAUGCGGAGUGGGGAUCUCAACCAGAUUAACUGCUGCUCGAAAAUUCUAAGAAUACUGCAACAAGACAACAUCAUAAAAAGGGAAAAUAAUAUCAAGUUGAAAUUUUUAAUAUAAGAUAGUCACAAAAAAUUACUGGUUGUCCAAAAUUUGAACAUGGAGGAAUCCAUCAAUCAACUGUAUAAUU